Apis dorsata (giant honeybee) is the source of this 4732-nucleotide messenger RNA. RefSeq names its product protein gustavus. Gene Ontology annotation, molecular function: protein binding. Gene Ontology annotation, cellular component: SCF ubiquitin ligase complex. The record is from RefSeq and is a predicted model, not a curated record. The coding region runs from base 217 to 1095 and encodes 292 amino acids. Gene Ontology annotation, biological process: proteasome-mediated ubiquitin-dependent protein catabolic process. The transcript has 5 exons. NCBI's taxonomy places the organism in Eukaryota, Metazoa, Arthropoda, Insecta, Hymenoptera, Apidae.
CCACCGACGAUCAGCCGUUACCACCACCGCUACCAUCACCACCAUCACCACCAUCAUCGUAAUCACGAGCACGUCACCACGACCACCACGGCGGACGCCACCACCAUCACUGGCGUCGCCUGGCACCUCAGGCACAAGCUACCCCUUGGAAAGCAGUGCCUCGAACACCGUCUUCAACACCGGCAUCACCAUCGGUCCCCCUAUCGGGCCUUAAACAUGGGCCAAAAGAUUUCAGGAGGGGUUAAAAGCGUGACACGCGAGGCUACAGCAGGAGCUGUCGGUGGAGUCGGCGUCGGCGGUGGCGGCGUCGUAGCUUACAAACCAGUGGUACCAAGAGAGCUGGCGCAACACUUCGCGAGGCCGCCACGGCUCGAUGUCCUUCUCGACAUGCCACCCGCUUCGCGGGAAACACAAAUUCAUCAUAGCUGGAAUGCUAAUGAUCGUAGCCUCAACAUAUUUGUCAAGGAUGACGACAAGUUAACAUUUCACCGGCAUCCAGUGGCUCAAAGCACAGAUUGCAUAAGAGGGAGGGUAGGGUACACGAAAGGAAUGCACGUCUGGGAGCUGUUCUGGAGCACGAGGCAAAGAGGAACGCAUGCCGUGGUUGGCGUUGCGACGGCAGAAGCACCCCUUCACAGUGUCGGCUAUCAGAGUUUGGUGGGCAACAAUGAGCAAAGCUGGGGGUGGGAUCUCGGUAGGAACAAACUUCUCCACGAUUCGAAGAACAAUACCGGUAUCACUUAUCCGGCUCUUCUCAAGUCCGAUGAAACGUUCAUUGUUCCUGACAAAUUUCUAGUGGUCUUGGACAUGGAUGAAGGUACGUUAGCAUUUGUCGUUGACGGCCAGUAUCUUGGUGUCGCGUUUAAAGGCCUGAAAGGCAAGAAACUUCACCCCAUUGUAUCCGCUGUUUGGGGACACUGUGAGAUCACGAUGAAAUAUAUCGGUGGACUUGAUCCCGAACCUUUGCCUUUGAUGGAUCUCUGUCGAAGAGUGAUCCGGAAACGAAUUGGCAAAGAUAAGAUAGAAGAGAAAGUGAACGCGUUGAGCCUGCCGUUAGCGGUGAAGACUUAUCUCCUGUAUCGUGACAGGAGGUAACUACCGAGUGCUAGCUCCGUAAAUAUUACAACCACGAUUACGACUGUGAACACCACUGCGCUAUUGAAUCGUUGCCACCACGACGCACAGGGGAACGCCCGCUACCCCGUCGCAUGCCACCGAGCAGACCAGCCCAUAAGCCGCUUGUACGAUCCAUGGUGUUUCUAUCCAUGUCAGGAUAAGUCAAGACGAGCACGAUCUUCGUGGUCGCGUACGUUAUCGUCAUCGUCGUCGACUUCGUCGUCGUCAUCGUCGUCGUCGUCGUCUUCUUCGUCGUCGUCGUCGUCAUCGUCGUCGACGUCGUCGUCGUCGACGUCGUCGUCGUCAUCGUCUUCAUCAUCCGUAUCAUCGCUGGCAUGAUUAUUCGUCGUUGUAUCCAUAUGUUCAUCAUUCUCGUUGUCAUUGUCGUUGUUAACCUGAUCGUUAUCGUCGUUGUCGUUCCCGAAUAAAAUCAAGAUGUGCACGCUAAUGUGGAGGAAAGGAAAGAUUUUUAAAAAAAAAGACACGAACACACACGGGACACAUACGCGAAUCGUAUCGGGACUAGCGAAUUAUUUAGGUGAUAUUGUUGUCUUGUGUUAACGUCUAUGCGAUUAAAAUCGUGACGAAGUCUUUAUCAAUUGUUAAUAAUGAUAAUUAAUAGAAAAAAUGGCGCACGAUGCAUUUCGAUAAGCAUUUCGUGCACAUCGCUCGGCGCUGUUAUCUUCUUUUUAUCUUUUUUUUUCUUUUAUUUCGUUUCUUUUUUUUUUCUUUUUUUUUUUUUUUUGUAGUAAUUUUUUUUAGUUAUCGCGUUAUUAAAACGUUCUGUGACGAAGAAGAUACAAGCUAAGAAAUAGAGGACCAGAUUAUAUGGACGAGAAUACACACACGUGGCUCGGAUAGAGAAGAAAGAUCGCAAGAAGGAAAACAGCUCUUCAUAUAGUUGGCCAGUAAAACGUUACACUUAGUCGAGUUUGAAGGCUGAUAACGGAUAACGUUUCGAUUAUUAAUCAACAAUGGGUAGCGGGCUUGUUCUAGUCCUGCCACAUUGCGCGAAUAAGAAACGAGAAGACAACGGAGUAGAAAUAAAUUUCUUCACGAUUUAAAUGAAGAGGAAAAAUCGACGAAACUUCGAAAAGAAGAUUUGUUAACCGCACGACGCGGAAACAAUUAUUGUUCAUAUACGAACUGUCAAAAAAAAAAAAAAAAGAAAAAUGUGUGUACAGUGAAAAAAGCCAGCCGAUCGAACAGCCACCUUCCAAUAGACUCAUUUUUCAAGUAUUUUCUAAGCAUGCUAGGUCUAAUGAAAUAUAGUGGUAUGUAUGAUUCGUGGGUGGACACGAAAGGGAACGAAAGAGAACUUUAAGAUAUACAUAUAUAAAUAUAUAUAAAUAUAUAUAUAUAUAUAUAUAUAUGAUUUAAUAAGUAACACGCCUCCGAUUUUUCGUAUUUUGUUUUAUUUUGUUUAUCGUUUAGUUAGAAAAAGCCCCGAAAAAAGCAUACGUAUCGCAGCUAGAAAUUAUUUCUAAAUGAUAUAUUUUAGCGGAACAUUAAGAAAAAAGGUAUGAACCACGAAAUUUAAGGCGUACACGAUUAUCGUAUUUGAACAAAACUCGAGAAAAACAGGAGAGAGAGACAAAAAUAUAAUUACCUCGAUUAAGUUGAUUGAAGAUAAUGAAAAGAAGAAAAAAAAAAAAAAAAAAUAAGAAGAAAACGAUGAAGAUUAGUUGUACGUAGUUAAACAUUUAGAGCGAGCGAACGAACACGGGCAUAUUAUGGCUGAUUAGAUUCCAAACACGAAUUAAAACUGUCUCGAGGAGAGAAAAAGAGCUACCUGAGACAUCGGUGUGCGAGAGUGUUAAUGAGUGUAUUAUAACGCUGAAAAAAAAAAAAAAUCAUCGAGAAAUAUGGUCACGAUGAUGAUGAUGAUGAUGAUGAUAGUGAUGAAUGGGAUAAUGAUGAUAGAUAAAACAAUUAUAUCGGGCGUGUUGCUACCUAUACUAUUAGCAUGACAAAUUAUGACUGGUCCCUAGUAACUCUUUAAUCUUACGUUUGUCGCUUAAGUUUAAUGAUAAUGUGCCGUUUAUCGGCGAUGUCGAUUUGUACAUAGGGUAUAAUUAUAAUAAUAUCUAUCGGUACGACAAUGAAUGUAUUGUGGGUAGUCAUUGUAUCCAAGACCGUAAGGACGAACCGAAUGCGAGAAAAAGAAAGAAGAAAAAGUAUAUAGAAUUCUAUCGCAUGCAAAUAACACAGAGGCAAAAUUGUCAAUGAAAACAGCUCUCCAUUUUUAUUUUCCAUUUAGUCACUUCCAUUUAAUCUCUUUCUUUGGUUCUUUUUUUUUUUUUUUUUUUUAAACUUUCGAGAGACGAAAGUAAACGUUUUGCUUGAUACCACGCAUCGUUGUUCAUUCUCUCUCUAAAAAAAAAAGCGAGUUUUCUUGCAGAGCUCGUCUUUUACAAAAAAAAAAAACACGUCUUCCAGUUUGUCUGGCCAGACAUAUGAUUACAUCUUUUUGUGAAACGAAAAAGAAAACUGUCCUUUUCUUUUUUUUUCUUUUUUUUUUCUUUUUUUAUAUAUAUAUAUAUACACAAGUUUUAUAUCGUAGCCACGUUUCUUACCAAUUAAUUUCAUCUAUUUCCAUCGAUUUAAAAGCCGUUCUCAAAGACACGCACGAUCUCGCAAUCGGCAGCCAUUCGUGAUGCGGUCCUCAAUACGCACACCCAAACUCGCUGUUAGAGCAAUGUUCACCUUCGCUAUCUUUGCUCGAUUCUCCUCUCGGCCGAGGCCUCGGAACUUUCGGCCGAGAAGGGAGAACGCGAGAAGAGAAAAGGAACAAAUUAAAGAUUCGUGGCAAAGGAAAGAGAAGAAAGGAGGAAAGGAUGGAGGAGGAUCUAAACGGAUGGAAAUAAAAAGGAAAAGAGUGAGAUUGUACGAACGAGCGAAACGAAAAAGUUGUUCGCACGUGUUAGUUGAUCGAGCGAUAAUGCGCGCUGCAACGUGCUUCCUUCGCGCAUCAACGCUCGAAUGUUCGAAACUUAUAGCCAUGUAUAUUUCGGGCAACGUGUGUGUCGCGUGUUGUAUCGCGUAGCGGUGAAAAAAAGAAUUUACCGCGAUCAUAGUGACUCGACGUCUUCGUUGUGGUUAUACGCCGUUCGUCGAAACUUCUGCCUCGUUUGUAAGAAAAAAAGAAAGAAAGAAAGAAAGAAAGAAGAAAAUAAAACUAAAAUAAUAAUAAUAUAAAAUAAAAUAGAGAACGGUUCUCUCUCGAGCGCGACGCGGACGUCGCGUGUAUUAUCUUGUAUGCGUGAAAUCAAGUGGAAGUAAACGGAGCACAUAAAUAGCGAGUAAAAGAAAAAGAAAUUGUAUAAGGUAUAAAAAAAAAAAAAAAAACACGUAUAUAGGAAAGAUUUAAAAAAUGCGAGUGUUGGACACUCGUUUCUGGACGCGCGUUUCGAAAAACGAGAGAAAGAAAGAGAAUGAAAGAAAUAUCACCGACGUUAGUGCAGUGUGAAAGAGAAAGAGGAAAAAGGAAGUGAGAUUCACACACAUACACGCGCGCGCGCGUCGAGAAGACAUUAUCUUUUUUCCGCGAAUCACACUCUCCUCCAUCUUGCUACCGUCGUGUUGUACCUAUAUUAUUUUCUAUAAAAAAAAAAAA